GGGCUGUCGCCGAGCCAGAAGCCGCACGUGUGCGACCACUGCAGCGCGGCCUUCCGCAGCUCCUACCACCUGCGCCGGCACGUGCUCAUCCACACGGGCGAGCGGCCCUUCCAGUGCAGCCAGUGCAGCAUGGGCUUCAUCCAGAAGUACCUGCUGCAGCGCCACGAGAAGAUCCACAGCCGCGAGAAGCCCUUCGGCUGCGACCAGUGCAGCAUGAAGUUCAUCCAGAAGUACCACAUGGAGAGACACAAGAGGACGCACAGCGGAGAAAAGCCAUACAAGUGUGACACUUGCCAGCAGUAUUUUUCCAGGACCGACAGGCUGCUGAAACACAGGCGCACCUGUGGCGAAGCCAUAGCCAAGGGGGCCGCGAGCGCGGAGCCCGGCGCGUCCAACCACAGCAGCGCGGGGAACCUGGCCGCGCUGUCUCAGGGAAACAGCAGCUCUUCCAGGAGGAAAUCCAAGUCGAAAAGCGCGGCCGUGGAGAACAAGGAACACAAGGCUGGCAAGGCGGGCGAGUCGCCGCUUGCAAACAGCAUCAGCAUGCAGACCUACUCCGUGGAGAUGCCCGCUCUGUCUUCCGGCGGCCUCCUGGGCAGCGGGAUCGACGAGCUUCAGAAAAGGGUGCCAAAACUGAUCUUCAAGAAAGGGAGCAGGAAGAACACAGACAAGAGCUACCUUAACUUCGUGUCGCCGUUGCCGGACCUCGUCGGGCAGAAGCCUCUGUCCGGGAAGCCCGGCGGCUCCCUUGGCAUAGCGUCGAAUGCCAGCGCGGAGACCAUCGGCCUCCUCCAGGGCGCCGGUGGCAAGCAAGGCCCGAUGAACAGCAAUUACGACGACGCCAUGCAGUUUUCCAAGAAAAGGAGAUACCUGCCCACCGCCACCAGCAACAGUGCCUUCUCGAUCAACGUGGGACACAUGGUCUCCCAGCCGUCCGUCAUCCAGGCCGCGGGGGUCAGCGUUCUGGACAGCGACGCCCCGCUGUCGCUGAUUGACUCCUCGGCGCUGAACGCUGACAUCAAGUCUUGUCACGACAAGUCCGGCAUUCCUGACGAGGUCUUGCAGAGUAUUUUGGAUCAGUACUCCAACAAGUCGGAGAGCCAGAAGGAGGAUCCUUUCAACAUAACCGAGCCCCGAGUGGAUUUACACACCUCAGGAGAGCACUCGGAGUUGGUUCAAGAGGAGAACUUGAGCCCGGGCACCCAGACCCCGUCCAGCGACAAGGCGAGCAUGUUGCAAGAAUACUCCAAAUACCUCCAGCAGGCGUUUGAAAAAUCCACUAAUGCAGGUUUUACUCUUGGACACGGUUUCCAGUUUGUCAGUCUGUCCUCACCUCUCCACAACCACACUUUGUUCCCGGAAAAACAGAUUUACACUACAUCUCCUCUGGAGUGUGGUUUCGGCCAGUCUGUUACCUCAGUGUUGCCGUCUUCAUUGCCAAAGCCUCCCUUUGGGAUGUUGUUCGGGUCUCAGCCAGGUCUGUAUCUGUCUGCUCUGGAUGCCACCCAUCAGCAGUUGACGCCCUCCCAGGAGCUAGAUGACCUGAUCGAUUCCCAGAAGAAUUUAGAGACUUCCUCGGCCUUCCAGUCCUCAUCUCAGAAACUGACCAGCCAGAAGGAACAGCAGAAGAACUUAGAGUCCUCAACCAGCUUUCAGAUUCCGUCUCAGGAGUUAGCCAGCCAGAUAGAUCCUCAGAAAGACGUAGAGCCUAGAACAACGUACCAGAUUGAGAACUUUGCACAAGCGUUCGGUUCUCAGUUUAAGUCGGGCAGCAGGGUGCCAAUGACCUUUGUCAGUAACUCUAAUGGUGAAGUGGACCAUAGAGUCAGGACUUCAGUGUCAGAUUUCUCAGGGUACACAAACAUGAUGUCUGAUGUGAGUGAGCCAUGUAGUACAAGAGUCAAGACCCCCACCAGCCAGAGUUACAGGUAAGGGCCCCCGAGUGACCCAGGCUGGAGGUCUUCUGAUGUAGUUUUGUUUUGUUGUUGAGAACACUGCCAUUGGAAUGUUUGUACACGAUCCUGUUAAGAAUAAUGUAAUGCCUUUCAAUGCAACUUUUCAUAUUUAGUUUAUUUUGUUAGCGUGAUUUUAGCUCUGUUUCUAUUAUGAUUUUUAAUCAAAAAAAAUCAAUAGAUUAAAAAUAGUUUGACAUUCAAAGUGACAAUGUUUAGCAAUCAAAUUUACAUGUAUAGAUCGUCAGGGACUAGCCCAAACGUUUUAAAUGCAAAAAAAUAAAAUAAAAUUUUAAAAAAACCCUACAAAAAAACAAAACAAAACAAAAAACACAAAAAAACUUUGUUGCUAGGAUUAAGGUUAUUCUAAUUGCUUUACUCUCAGGAAAGUGUAACGACGCAUGGGAAUUCUGUACGCUGUCACCGAUGGAGUGUCCAUUUUACAGAUAGUACGGUAUACGGUUCACCAUUUGAGUAAGGGAUCGAAAACAUUUCAAAUUGCUCUGUCUGGGCUGAUAACGAUUUACUUACGUUUCACCGUUUGAGUAAGGGAUUGAAAGCAUUUCAAAUUGCUGUCUCCAUCUGGGCUGAUCCAAAAUUCUGAGAUGUUGGCUACCUGUAUGCUGUUGCAGCUUCUAAACGUACUCUGAACGUCCGGACCACGCUCAUUCCAGCCUGGUAGGACAGAUAUUCUUGGAUCUUUGCUCAAAGCCUGGAAUGAUAGCUUUACUAGAAGAAGGAGAAAGGAAAAAAGAAAAAAAAAAAAAGCCGCCCUCUCCUUACCCCAGUGUAGCAAGGCUGCAGUUCCACUGAGAGUCAGCUGACCUGGCGCAGGGUUGAAGCCCCGGGGGGCUCCAGGGUUAGAGCCCGAGUUGGAAUUGCAUAGCUCUCUGAAAUUUGGGGGGGUGGUGUUAUUAUACAUAGCCUGGAGACGAGGUCCUCUUGUUUAUGUUGUUACGUGGCACCCACACUUCUGGGUGUUUUUUUUGUUUGUUUUGUUUUUU
Molecule: messenger RNA, 2956 nt
Organism: Miniopterus natalensis
Lineage: Eukaryota; Metazoa; Chordata; Mammalia; Chiroptera; Miniopteridae
Gene: ZNF281
Product: zinc finger protein 281
Biological process (GO): regulation of transcription by RNA polymerase II
Cellular component (GO): nucleus
Molecular function (GO): DNA-binding transcription factor activity, RNA polymerase II-specific
Source: RefSeq, a predicted model, not a curated record